Messenger RNA from Vespula pensylvanica (western yellowjacket), 5107 nucleotides. It is a transcript of the gene Dcr-2, whose product is annotated as endoribonuclease Dicer. NCBI's taxonomy places the organism in Eukaryota, Metazoa, Arthropoda, Insecta, Hymenoptera, Vespidae. Bases 186 to 4997 code for a protein of 1603 amino acids. The transcript has 25 exons. The record is from RefSeq and is a predicted model, not a curated record. Gene Ontology annotation, biological process: pre-miRNA processing; siRNA processing; apoptotic DNA fragmentation. Gene Ontology annotation, cellular component: nucleus; RISC complex; cytoplasm. Gene Ontology annotation, molecular function: RNA binding; ribonuclease III activity; protein binding.
CGAUAAGCUUAAAUAGAGAAUAUAAUUUAUUAUUAAUUUAAUUUUAUUGUGGUACAGUCCUUUUAUAAUAAAGUGCAAUGUAUCAUCAAGUGUCUUGAUAUUAUUUGUAUUUUGUUUAUUCUUAUUGACACUGAAAAUAGGCAGUUCCAUUUUGUCUUCCAUACCAGUCCCAUUACAGUAGAAAAAUGGAGAAUAAAUCAGAGGAAUUUAUCGCAAGGCCAUAUCAAAUAGACCUUUACGAAAAAGCAUUGAAGUCCAAUACGAUUAUUUAUCUACCAACGGGUUCGGGAAAAACAUUUAUAGCAAUGAUGCUUCUUAAAAAAUUAAGUAUUGCUAUACAAAAACCUUACAGCAAAGGUGGUAAAAGAACAGUGUUUGCGGUCAAUACAGUACCUUUGGUGACACAACAAACUGAAUAUAUUGCAAGACAUACAAGAUUAUCAUGUAAAGGAUAUUGUGGUGAUAUGAAUGUUGAUUUUUGGACAAAAGAAACAUGGUUACAAGAGUUAGAAGAAUAUCAAGUUUUAGUAAUGACGAGUCAGAUACUUUUAGAUAUUAUAAUUCAUGGAUAUUUGCAUUUAAACAGAAUUAAUUUGAUAAUUUUUGACGAAUGUCAUAGAGGAGUAAAUGAUCAUCCUAUGCGCCAAAUUAUGCAGCAAUUUGAACGAUGUGAAGCUUCAGAACAACCUAGAAUAUUAGCAUUAUCUGCUACUCUACUUAAUUCUAAUGUAAAACUACAUAAUAUUAUAGAAUCAAUUAAGACUUUAGAAAUAACAUUUCAUUCAAAAAUAGCAACAGUAGAUAAUAUAAAAGGAUAUUGUACAAAUCCAAAAGAAGUUGUGGUUCGGUAUGAAACAUAUACAGAUACAGACAGUUGGUCUAAGGGAAUAAUGUUUUUAAGAAAUCUAGCAGGUUUAUUAAAUGUUGCAUGUAUUCCAUCUAAUCGUGACUUUAAUCAAUCAAGUAGAGAAUUUAAAAAAAAAACUGUAAAUGUAAAACUUUUGAAUCUUAUAGAAGAUAUUAAAGAACAUGCUGAUAUAACAGGUUUAUAUGGUGUUAAUAAAUGUAUUUUAUUACACUUAAUUCAACUAGAAUACAAAAAGAGAACUGUUGAUCAUCAAUUUGCAUCACAUUUCUUUGAAUAUGUGGUAACAGAAUUAUUUAAAUUAAGAAGACUCGUGGAAGAUGAAAUGGACGAUUAUUCAGACCAACAAAAAAUAUAUAAUUUUUCAUCAGAUCGAGUUCUCAGACUAAUUACAUUAUUGAAAAAUUUUAAUGAUAAUAAAUCAAGCAACCAGAAAUUUUGUUGCAUUAUUUUUGUAAAACGUAGAUUCACUGCUAAAGUAUUAUACCAUGUUUUAAAGGAUAUACAUGCUUUUGAUGAAAGCUAUGGAUUUUUAUUACCGGAUUAUAUUGUAGGUUUUAAUAAUAGUCCUUAUAAAAAUUCUAAAGAAGUUUUAUGUAUUUCUAAAUGGAACAGAGAAGUUUUACAUAGAUUUAGAAAUGGGUUAACUAAUUGUGUUAUAGCAACGGAUGUUCUUGAUGAAGGGGUUGAUAUACCUGUUUGUACACUUGUAAUACGUUUUGAUCUUCCACUAGACUUCCGAUCUUAUAUUCAAAGUAAAGGACGCGCUCGUCAUUCAUCAAGUCAAUAUGUUAUCAUGUUAAAUAAAAAUGAUCACAAUUAUAUUAAGAAACACAUGCUAUUUCAAGAUAUUGAUAGGUCUUUACAAAAGAUAUUAGUAGGAAAAUCUGAGUUACGUACAGAACCUACUGCAAAGGAAAUUAAAGAUCAAUUAUAUUCUUAUACAAUUGAACCAUAUAUAGUGAAAACAGGUGAAAAUACCGAAAGUAUACUAACAGAACAAGCUGCAAUUAGUUUAAUAAAUAGAUAUUGCGGUUUAUUAUUGAAAUCGAAAUUUAUAUCUUUGUCUCCAGUUUGGAAAUUAUAUAAAAUUAAUGAGGAGAAGAAACAAUUUCAGGUCUCCCUUAAAUUGCCAUCUCUAUCUCCGCUUAAAGAAAUAGUCUUUGGAGAUGUUAUGUCUUCCAUAGAUGCAGCUAAAAGAUCUGCUGCUUUUAAAACUUGUAUAAAAUUACAUCAAAUUGGUGAAUUAUCAGAUAAUUUAAUGCCAUGUAUAAAUGUUAUUCCAGAAAAUACAAAUUAUCUUUUCCCGAAUUGGAUAGAUGAAGAUAUAAAAUCAAAUCCUGGUACUAACAGAAGAAGAAGAUAUCACAAACUUAUGUAUCCAGAGCCAUUAUAUGGCACAUUUCCUUCAGAAGGAGUUACUUUAUAUCUUCAUAUUCUUUGCACUGAACCAGUAUAUCCAGUACCACAAGAUAAUAGAAAUUUAGUAUUUUAUAACUUGUUACGUGAUUCGGCUGGAUUUGGAAUACUUUCAACGAAAUCAAUUCCACAAAUUCCAUCAUUUCCUAUCUUCAUGAAUGUUGGAGAACUGAAAGUUAAUGUUAAAGUUGACCAUGAAAAAAUGAUUUUAACUUCUGAAGAAAUUGAAGAAUUAAAAAUUUUUCAUACUACGAUAUUUAGUAAUAUUAUAUCUGUUAUUAAGCCAUUUAUGACUUUCGAUAAUGAUAACCUUGAUAAUUGUUUUCUUAUUGUACCAACUGAUAAGGAACAUAAAAUAAAUUGGAGUGUUGUUAAAAAAUACAAAUAUAUCAAUUAUGUUAAGUCUUCUACACCAUUACAAAACGUUGAUUUCGAAUUAGCAUUAAUUGUUCCUGAUUAUAGAUUAUCUCCAAAUGUGUAUGUUGUCACACAAGUAUGCGAUGAUCUUGCACCAAAUUCAUGUUUUCCAACAAAUGAUUUUCUUACUUAUGCUCAUUACUACGAUCAAAAACAUGAGUUAAAAAUACGUGACUUAAACCAAUCAAUGUUAGAAGUAAAACCGAUUUCAACGAAAAUUAAUUGUAUAAAACCACGAAAUAUGAAGUCUGGUUUAAGUAAAAGAAAACGUGCAGAUGCACUUGAAGAUUAUGACGAACAUUUAGUACCAGAAUUAUGCUGUAAAGUUGAAUUUCCUGCACUGUAUUGGCUUAAAGCAACUACUUUACCAUCCAUUCUUCAUAGAAUUUCGCAAUUGUUAAUUGCAUUAGAUCUAAGAGAGACGAUUUCUAAAGAGGCAAAUUUGGGUACUUCGCUGAGUGAUCUUAUAAAUCAUAUUUGGCCUCCUUUGAUCAUAGAUAUACAAGAAUCUGAAGCUAAAGCAGAACAGAUGUCAGAAGGUACAUUUGAUGAAAUUAUACAAACUGGACAGCCAAUAUUAGAUUUAAAUGGACCUGAAAUCGAUGUUCUUAAUAUUGAUGCAAAUCUGUAUCCUUGGUCAAAAGAGGAAGAACCACCAGACAUAAUUAGAAAUGCUGAAUAUAUCCAAUUAAUUGAUAUUGAAUAUUACAGUCAUUUUAUGACUAGUACAUGUGCUUCAGAAACGAUUUAUAAUCAACGUAAAGCCAAAAUAAUUAACUACAAAAGUAGGCCUAAAGUAACGGUACCACCUUUGAAAAUUCUAGAAGUAAAUGAUAAAAUAGGGCCAGAACCAAUACAAAUUAUGCAGGCGCUAAUAACUAAUGGAAAUGACGUAUUUGAUCUAGAAAGAUUAGAAAUUUUAGGAGAUUCUUAUUUAAAAUUUAUUAUAUCUUUAUAUUUGUAUACGAAUUUUCCAAAUUAUAAUGAAGGUCGUUUGACUGCACUUAAAGGAAAAAUGAUUGGAAAUCGAAAUUUAUAUUAUUGUGGCACUACAAAGUCCAUCCCAGGAUGUAUGAAAGUCGAUGAUUUUAUACCAAUGAGCACAUUUAUUCCUCCAGCUUAUACAACAUUUCGCCCUUUACAAAAAAUUUUAUUAGAUGCUAAGGUAUCACCAAAUGUAUUAUAUGAACUAAACAUACCUGAAGAAGAAAGAUUUUCUGGAUAUAUAAGUGAAAAUACAAAAAGCGAAAUGCAAACGAAAGUUUUGAAUUGGGCUGCUGCUGAAACACAGACUGGUAUUGAGUAUUACAUAGGUGUACAAAUAGUUCCAGACAAAGCAGUUGCAGAUUGUGUAGAAGCACUAAUAAGUGUAUAUCUUAAAAGUAUGGGAAUGGUAGGAGCUGCAAAAUUAUUAAUAUGGUUUGGUAUUUUGCCUUCCUAUACUAACAUUAAUGAAUUAUUAUAUUCUGUUACUCAAAAACCAGAAAUUAAUUCUGGAGAUCCAAAUGAUUAUAUGCCAUGGGCUGAAACAAUAGAGAAAAGUAUGAAUUAUAAGUUUCAAAAUAGAUCAUAUUUGUUACAGGCUUUUACACAUCCAUCUUACACAGAAAAUACUAUAACAGAAGCUUAUCAAAGAUUGGAAUUUUUAGGUGAUGCUAUUAUUGAUUUUUUGAUUACAGGGUAUAUUCAUGAAUAUUUGGGAGUAUUAAGCCCUGGUGAAGUUACAGAUCUCAGAUCUGCACUUGUAAAUAAUAUUACAUUUGCAUGCUUAGCUGUAAGAUAUGGUUUACAUACAGCUCUUUUAUCCUAUGCUCCACACUUGAAUGAUAUUAUUGAUAGAUUCGUAAAGUUUCAAGAAGAAAGAAAUUACAUAAUUGAUAACGAGAAUCUCUGGAUUUUACUUGAAGAAGAAGAAUGUAAUAUGGCUGAAUAUGUUGAUGUUCCUAAAGUUUUAAGUGAUAUAUUCGAAUCUUUCAUAGGAGCCGUUUAUUUAGAUACUAAUAAAAAUAUUUUAGAAGUUUGGGAUUUGCUAUUUGCUCUUAUGAAUAGAGAAAUCGAUAUUUUUAGUAAAGAUGUUCCAAAGCAACCUGUGCGUUUAAUCUAUGAAUCGCUAGGAACAAAUGCAAGAUUUUUAUCUCCUACUUUAAUAGAUGGUACGAAUACUAUUAUGGUGUCUUUAGAAAUAAUAAAUAAAAGGAAAUCAAAAAUAUUUCAUGGAUUUGGCGCCAAUAAAAAGCAAGCUAAAUGUGCAGCUGCAAAGCAAGCAUUGAAGUUUUUACGUUGCAAAAUUGAAUGAAAUAUGAAUGUAUGAUCUUAUAUUUUGACAUUAAAUGUUACAUUUUAUAAUAUUAGAUAAACGGGAAACUUUGUGACAAAUUUUAAAUAUAUAUAUCAUUCAUUUUAUCA